Molecule: messenger RNA, 3599 nt
Organism: Gossypium raimondii (Peruvian cotton)
Lineage: Eukaryota; Viridiplantae; Streptophyta; Magnoliopsida; Malvales; Malvaceae
Product: filament-like plant protein 4
Exons: 6
Coding region: 290-3454 (1054 amino acids)
Source: RefSeq, a predicted model, not a curated record
CUUUUGCCAAGCACUUGCCUUCUCUUUUUUAAAGUCCACCAUAUUUUUACAGCUUACCCACUUCUCCUCCUCCUUUUCUCCACCGCCAUCAGCCAUUGCCACCACCGCCACCACCACUUGUUUCUCCUUUCUCAAACAACACCCGCCAUUAACAUUAACUAAGAACAGAAUACACCACAAAUUUGGGUCUUAAUCUUUUGAAUCUCAGACAGUUUCCUCUUUACAACCAAGCAUUUAAAAUCCCUUUACAAAGCUGCAUUUUUGAAGACAAUAGAAGGAGAUUUAAGUGAUGGACCGUCAUUGGCCUUGGAAGAAAAAAUCAUCUGAUAAAGCUCAUAAAGCCGCCGCCGCUGCCGCCACCACUACGGUGGAUGCUGCCGCUAACGUUGCGGCUCCAGCUGCAGCUCAAGGCAAUGAGGAUGUGCCGAAAAAACCGAAGUACGUUCAAAUCUCGGUGGAAUCGUAUUCACAUCUCACUGCUUUGGAGGAUCGAGUGAAAUUGUAUGAUGAACGAGUUAGGUCAUUGGAGGAGGAGAUUAAGGACUUGAACGAAAAGCUCGAUGCGGCGAAUUCGGAGAUUUCUACCAAGGAAGACAUGGUGAAACAACAUGCUAAAGUAGCCGAAGAAGCCGUCUCAGGUUGGGAAAAAGCCGAAGCAGAGGCAUUGGCAUUGAAGAAUCACCUUGAAUCUGUUACACUUUCGAAGCUCACUGCCGAAGAUCGGGCAUCGCACUUAGACGGUGCGCUCAAGGAGUGCAUGCGGCAAAUCCGGAAUCUGAAGGAAGAACAUGAGCAGAAGGUGCAAGACGUGGUGGCGAGCAAAAACAAGCAAUGUGAAAAGAUUAAACUCGAGUUUGAAGCUAGGAUUUCUAAUUUAGACCAAGAGCUCCUUAAGUUCGAAGCCGACAAUGCCGCGAUUACGAGGUCUUUGCAAGAACGUUCUAACAUGCUGGUUAAGAUUAGCGAAGAGAAAUCACGAGCUGAGGCUGAGAUCGAGCUUCUAAAGGGUAAUAUUGAAUCGUGCGAAAGGGAAAUCAAUACCUUGAAGUAUGAAAUCCAUGUAGUUUCGAAAGAGCUCGAAAUUCGUAACGAAGAAAAGAACAUGAGUAUGAGGUCUGCACAAGUGGCUAACAAGCAGCAUAUGGAGGAUGUUAAAAAGAUAGCAAAGCUCGAAGCAGAAUGCCAAAGAUUACGUGGUCUUGUGCGGAAAAAGUUGCCCGGUCCGGCUGCACUCGCUCAAAUGAAGCUAGAGGUCGAGAGUUUAGGACGGGAUUACGGAGAUACACGAUUAAAGAGGUCUCCUGUUCGGCCUUCUACUCCACACUUGCCGGCCGUGAGUGAAUUUUCACUCGACAAUGUGCAGAAAUUCCAAAAAGAGAAUGAGUUUCUCACAGUACGUUUAUUGGCAAUGGAAGAAGAAACGAAGAUGUUGAAAGAAGCGUUAGCAAAACGUAAUAGUGAGCUACAAGCUUCAAGGAGUCUGUGUGCUAAGACGUCGAGCAAGCUUCAGAGUUUAGAAGCACACCUUUCCCGAAGUCCCUCAAAAGCAGAAGUUUACUCGAGUCAAAAUGCUAGUACUCCGCCGAGUGGUACUUCCGUAUCCGAAGACGGUAAUGAUGAUGACAGAAGCUGCGCCGAAUCAUGGGCGACAGCUUUAGUUUCCGAGCUCUCUCAAUUCAAAAAGGAAAAGGGUACCGAUACGCCGAACAAAAACGAAAAUUCAAAGCACUUGGACCUUAUGGACGACUUUCUCGAGAUGGAGAAGUUGGCUUGUUCUUCAAAUGAUUCAACUACAAACGGUGCAAUCAACAUUUCAGGUUGUACCAACGAUAAGGUAUCUGAAACCGUUAAUGGUGAUGCUUCUGGAGAGAUUACUUGCAAGGAACCCGAUGUAGAUGAAUUGCCAGCUAUGAAGCUUCGAGCAAAGCUCUCUAUGGUGCUUGAAUCGAUAUCUAAGGAUGCAGAUGUGCAGAAAAUUUUGGAGGACAUCAAAUGUGCUAUGCAGGACUCAGAGAAUGGUGUCUUGGAGCAAUUGCACGAUUCUGAUGUCACAUGCAGUGAUCAAGCUUGUCCCGGAGAUGCUAGCUUAACCGCAGAGAAGGAAAUUGCUAUGUCUGCAGGUGAUAAGUUGACUUCGGAAAAUGUGCAAACCUUAAGUCGAGAUUUAGCUGCUGCGGUUUUGCAGAUUCAUGACUUUGUACUGCCCCUAGGAGACGAAGCCAGGGCAGUUGAUGAUAUAUCUUUCGAUGGCAAUGGAUUAAGCCAUAAAAUUGGCGAGUUCUCCGUCACCUACAACAAGGUUUUAUGCGGCAACGUAAGUUUGGAUGAUUUUGUUCUUGAUCUUUCUUCUGUUUUAGUCAGAGCUAGUGAAUUAAGAUUCAAUGUGCUUGGCUACAAGGGUAAUGAAGUUGAAAUAAAUAGUCCGGAUUGCAUAGACAAGGUCGCUUUACCGGAGAAUAAGGUGACACAAAACGGUUCAUUGGGAGGAAUAUAUGAAAAUGGAUGUGCCCACAUUUCAAGUCCGACUUCUAAUCCUGAGGUUCCUGAUGACGGAAACUUGGUCUCGGACUUUGAAUCAAAACAAUUGAGCAAAUUCUCGUUGGAAGAGUUCGAGGAACUGAAGUUGGAGAAAGAAAGCUUGGCGAUGGAUCUUUCUCGAUGUACCGAAAACCUGGAGAUAACCAAGUCUAAAUUACACGAAACCGAAUUGCUUCUAACAGAAGCUAAAUCUCAAUUGGCUUCUGCUCAGAAAUCAAACAGCUUGGCUGAGACACAGCUUAAGUGCAUGGCAGAGUCGUAUAGAUCACUCGAAAAGCAUGCAGAGGAGUUAGCGACUGAGCUGAACAUUUUCCGGGUAAAAACCGAAACUUUUGAAAAUGAGCUUCAAGAUGAAAAGAAAGGUCAUCAUGAUGCUUUAGCUAGAUGUAAAGAACUUGAAGAGCAUUUGCAAAGCAAGGAAAUCUGCUCGGUUUGUUCUUCAGCAGCCAAUAUUGACCGCACGAGCAAGCAGGAGAAAGAAUUAGCAGCUGCGGCAGAGAAAUUAGCAGAAUGUCAAGAAACCAUAUUCCUUCUCGGCAAGCAAUUAAAAGCUUUCCGCCCUCAAACCGAAACGAAGGGAUCGCCGUACAACGAGAGGAUACCAGGUUUCCAUGAGGAUGAAACCGUUACCAGCAGCAUUAACUUGCAUGAUCUAAACCAGGCAGAGAUAGAAACAGCUGGUUCGGGGAAUGCAAGCAGAUCGUGUGCAGAAUCACCCAUGGAGUCAUCAUUUAACACCCCAUGCAGCCCUUCAGAUACUGAAGCAAACCUUUUGAGAUCACCAAUCAACUCGAACAACUCAAAUCACAGGUCUACCAUGUCAAGCUCCGAGUCUUCCUCGUCUACACCGACACCGGAGAAACAAUCUCGAGGCUUUAGUAGAUUCUUUUCCUCCAAAGCGAAGAACGGGCAUUAAUCCGGCAAGUCGAUAGGUGCAUAAUAGUAUUUUGUUGGACUUUGAAUGUGAAUUUGUAAGUAAUGACUGUAUAUGGUUUUCGUGUGACAUCUAUGGUUUUAAAGCUGGUUAAUAUAUUUUGAAUAUUAUUUUAUGCGACCUAAAA